This is a messenger RNA of Heterobilharzia americana, 1657 nucleotides long. The record is from the annotation of a GenBank genome assembly. NCBI's taxonomy places the organism in Eukaryota, Metazoa, Platyhelminthes, Trematoda, Strigeidida, Schistosomatidae.
CGCUUAUUUAGUUAAUGUGCUACCUCGGAUGUGUCAAUGGUUCUUAAACUUAAGUUCCGGAAAUAAACGUCUGUAUAAUAUACUUCCUCACAAUUGUCACAUCCAGGGUGAAGUUUACAUCUCUGCUUAUCAAACUUAAAUUUUCAGUCUUACUAUUGAAAAUACUCAGUAUACAUUUACCCCCAUUUCAAAGUUGACAAAAAUGGUGAAAGCAAACAGACUACAUAAUUUUGAACUUCUUCAGGAGAAGCUUGACAAAGAGACGAAUGCAUUGGAACAAAAAAUGUUAGAUGUAAAACCGUGGUAUCUGCAAGGUGAAGUUGUUGCUGCUGAACGAAGUGAAAAUACUUUACUUGAAGAACACUUCGAUGUGCAACGUCAUGGUCUUUUCAAACCGGGUGCUCAAGACGAAGAUGUAAUCAAUAAUUAUAUAAUAAAAGCAAUAAAAGAAAGAACUUUUGACAGCCCUGUUUUUAAAGUUAAAGAAGUAGAGAAAUCAUUCAAAGAACUUCCACUCCAAAAUGUCGUUCAGAAGUCAUUGGUUGAAGAGUACGAAUCCUUUCUGCGGCGGAAUAAGAUUCUCGAAGAAGAUCAAGGAGAUCCGAAGAAAAAUGCAAUUCAAGCUGAAAUUUCGGAACUCUUUGAUAGUUUGGACAGACUUUCUUCCCUGCAUUUUGUACCACACAAGAUCUGGCUCCUCGUCUUCAACACUAAACUUUCAAACAAUGGGUUGUGGGUUCAAACCCUAUACCAUUUUCUUUGGCCUGAAGUGGGUAGCAUCAUAAGCCCUCACCCAAUAAGUGUACCUCAUAACCUAGUAGUUAAACUCGCAUCGAGUUGAGUUACACUGACAUUAUUUAAGAAUUUGAGUUAUUAUACCUCAUUUACUCUUGAUUGAAAACCGAUUACCUACGCUAAUUAGUUACAAUAUCAUUGUUGUGAUAUAAUAAACUGGUGAUCUUUACAUUUGAUAUCUACCCUCUCUUUCAGUACAUACCUGAAGCCGCUUCUGCCAAAAAUGAUGCAGCUUCGAAAUUGGAAGAGCUUGGACCAACGGUUACCUCAACUGCUGAUAUGUUGGCUCCAGAGGAGAUUUGUCCACCGAGAGGUGAAGUGAUCAUAGGUAAAAACGAACGUACGCUUGCUGAUCGUCGGCGACACCGUCGAAAACUGAUGAGGAUAAGGUCGAAGCAUCUUAACCCUGCUAAGAAGGGAAAAUUAGAUGAUAGACAAAUAGCCAUGGCUAAGAUAACGAAAUUGGCACAUCGUCCCAACUCUAAUAUCAAGAUUGUAAAGUGAAAACAAGCUAUUUCAUUCUGCAUUAUCAGAAUGUGUAUUUUCAAUAAACUUAUGUACACUGAUCUGAAUAUGUUUACCUCUUACUGUCGUGUUUCACAGGGUAAAUUUUAGGGUUCAUAAAAUUGGCACUUCAAACUAAUUCUCAUCCCAUACAUCUUUGUCGAUCUUUUUCUUCCAACUUGUUCUUUGUAAUAUGCUACUAUGGCAGCUUGAACUGAUGUACUUCUGUGCGAGUUUGUACAUUGAUUUUUUUCUGUCUGCAUCCCAAACAUUCUCAAACUACCAAUCAAGGUGUUUAGAAGACUAGAUCUUCUCAGAGUUUUCCUCUGGUAGGAUAAUGUCAUAUACUUACUCUGGA